UUACCCCAACACUGUUUUGCUGAGACGUUAAGAGUAGUAUUUAUAUAAUAUAACAAUACAAGUUUCAAUGUUUAUAUUAAAAUCUCACCUCAGGGAAACACUUCAGAGAGAGAUAACAGCAAACAACAUGGCAACAGCCUCAGGUAAUCACUUCGAGUGGCAGCUGUUUAAUGGACAGCAGUGGGUUUCGAUCUUUAAUGAUUUUGUCAUUGAGGCCCAUUACUGUCAGCCGGGGGCAAAUGGGAUUACCAUCAACCUCAACAUGGGGCCUGCCUAUAUUGACUUUGAUGAAAUGACAGUCGACGGACCUCUUGUUAACUUGAGUAUACGGCGUAAUACGCUGCUCUCCCAAAACCAGAAAGAAGUAAUGGGCUGGUACUACAAAGAUAACCAUCGCUGGUGCGAAUAUGGAUCUCAGGGAUCGGGUAGGAAGUCAUCCUUGAUUAGAAGCGAUUUUAUAGAGCAGCAGUACAACAGUAACCCAAGGGGCUCAGUUCAGUUUACUGUAGGAAGCAUGACGUACAUGGUGGACUUCACCGCCAUGACUCAAACCAAUAUGUCCACACGCAUGUUGAGGAAAGUGAGACGGCGGCCGAAAUUCAAUGAAGUAGUAACAGACAACAGCAGUAAUCAAAACAG
This is a messenger RNA of Sinocyclocheilus grahami, 639 nucleotides long. Its product is annotated as zinc finger CCCH-type antiviral protein 1-like. Gene Ontology annotation, molecular function: NAD+ poly-ADP-ribosyltransferase activity; zinc ion binding. The annotation marks the transcript as partial. NCBI's taxonomy places the organism in Eukaryota, Metazoa, Chordata, Actinopteri, Cypriniformes, Cyprinidae. The record is from RefSeq and is a predicted model, not a curated record. The transcript has 5 exons. Gene Ontology annotation, cellular component: nucleus.